AUGGGCUUUUUAUUUGCAUUGUUUAUCAACUCUAUUUUCAUCUUUAUUCAAUCUUAUUCGUGUGAUGCUAAGGAUCUCAAGGCAUGCAAAUUUGAUGCAAUAUAUCAAUUAGGAGACUCAAUAUCAGAUACGGGUAAUUCUAUUGUAGAAAUGCCUCAACUUUAUCAUGCAAGAUUUCCUUAUGGUCAAACAAUUCACAAAGCAACUGGUAGAUCCUCAGAUGGAUAUCUAAUAAUUGAUUAUAUUGCUCAAUCGGCUGGUCUUCCACUACUAGAGCCAUACGAGAAUCCAAAUUCAACUUUCAGCCACGGAGUAGAUUUUGCCGUUGCUGGAGCCACUGCAUCGUCCAUUAAAACCAUAAUAAACUGGCAUAUCCCACUUCCAUACACUAAUAGUUCUCUCUAUGUACAAAAUAAAUGGUUAAAGAAACAUUUGUCUGCAAUUUGCAAUGACAAAAAAGAAUGUAAGAGAAAACUUAAACAUGCUCUUUACAUGAUUGGGACAAUUGGAUGCAAUGAUUAUAUCAUUGCAUUUCAAUAUGGAAAAAGUAUUGAAGAGGUAAAGGUCAUGGUGCCAAGAGUUAUACAGUCCAUUAAGACGGCUAUUCGAAAAGUUAUUGAUUAUGGUGCUUAUCAAGUGGUUGUACCUGGAGCAUUUCAAUUGGGUUGUGCACCAAGCUUCCUUACGGCAUUUUCUUCAAACAAGUCUUCUUAUGAUUCACAUGGUUGUUUAAAAGACUACAAUGAUUUCUUUAUGUAUCACAACAAUCAUCUACAAGUUGCAUUGCAAAAAAUAAGAAAGAAGAAUCCUCACAUACACAUUAUAUAUGGAGAUCUUUACGGUGCUCUCGAGUGGAUUUUGGAUAAUUUUUCCAAUCUUGGAUUCAAAUCACUUAAAAAAGGUUGUUGUGGGAUUGGUGGAAGAUUUAAUUAUAAUCCCUCAAUUAAAAAAAUGUGCGGAGCUCAUGGAGUACCUAUUUGUUCAAACCCUAAAGAAUAUGUGUUUUGGGAUGGAUCACAUUUUACACAUCAAGCGAACAAAUACAUGUCAAAAUGGCUCAUUAAAGACAUCUUACCCCAGCUUCAUUGUAACAUAUGA
This is a messenger RNA of Manihot esculenta (cassava), 1098 nucleotides long. RefSeq names its product acetylajmalan esterase. NCBI's taxonomy places the organism in Eukaryota, Viridiplantae, Streptophyta, Magnoliopsida, Malpighiales, Euphorbiaceae. The record is from RefSeq and is a predicted model, not a curated record. The coding region runs from base 1 to 1098 and encodes 365 amino acids. Gene Ontology annotation, molecular function: hydrolase activity, acting on ester bonds. The transcript is spliced from 5 exons.